Molecule: messenger RNA, 4002 nt
Organism: Cyphellophora attinorum
Lineage: Eukaryota; Fungi; Ascomycota; Eurotiomycetes; Chaetothyriales; Cyphellophoraceae
Product: Virulence protein SSD1
Exons: 4
Coding region: 1-4002 (1333 amino acids)
Biological process (GO): mRNA catabolic process
Cellular component (GO): exosome (RNase complex); P-body
Molecular function (GO): 3'-5'-RNA exonuclease activity; RNA binding
Source: RefSeq, a predicted model, not a curated record
AUGGCUCAAUCGGGCCAGGGUCAAGCCGGCGGUGUGCCUGGGCCUGCAGGACGCCGACUGCACAUUGCUCAUCGCAGAAGCCCGUCCGAGCUGACCCCUUUGAUGAUGGAACAACUCGCUCUUCAGCAGCAAAUCGAAAUGCUUCAGCAACAGCAACAGCAGAUCGCUGCGACUCACCAGCAAUAUGUGAACAUGGGCAUGAUCCCUCAGCAGCCACUCCAAGGCAUGCCAGGGUACUCCCCUGUUCAAGGCCAGCCCAACAUGGCCAACAUCUCCCCUAACCAGAACUUCCAGUUCCCACAAAUGCAACAAGGCAUGGGUGUUCAGAUGAACGCCCCCACACAGCCAGCUUCCCAUCGCCGCAAUCAGUCCGGCUUCGUUGACAACAAUCAGCAAGCAAUGGGUCAGAAUCGUGACACCGGAGCUGGUCGCGGCCGUGGCGGCCCACCAGGAGGUGGUCACGCUCGCCGACAUUCUCUUGCUCUCCCGGAAGCAAAGAAGGCUGCUGAGCUGGCCGAGAAGAAACGGACCACAGCCGGCUUCCAGUUCCCUGUUCCAGGCAGUGAAGGUGCCACAGAUAGUCCAUCCACGAUGACGCCCACGGACAACGUUUUGUCCAGUUCAAGUCCUUCCGCAGGUGGCCUUGGACUCCAGCGAGCAGGCAAUGCUCGUGUGACAGGCCAUGGACGCAGCCAGAGCAUGGCCGUUGGCCGUGGCGGUGCUGGCGCUGGACGAGGUGGUGGCAAUUUCCAAUUUCCCCCUCCAUCAGAUGGCCAGCAGACUGACAGUGGCAUCCAACGUCGCGGUAGCCAAGGUGGCCACGCACGACAGGGCUCUCGCAACUUUGACGGCAACUGGCGUCAACCUCAGACUCAACAGCAAGAUCAGGUCCAGCAACCAAUGGGAUCGUUCUCUCAGCCUCAAGGUCUGAACCCAGCCACGAGUGGGUUUCAACCGGGUCAUCGUGCUCGAGGAUCGGUCAAUCAGUCAAUUGGCUCCAUCAGUGGGUUUCAGUACCCUGGUCAACCUGGCAUGAUGCAAAUGCCACAAGGCCAAAUGAUGAUGGCACCACAGAUGUACGCCGGCCAACAGCUCAACGCGCUGCAAAUGGCCCAACUGCAGGCUAUACAGAAUGCAGGCCUUCAACUGCCACCUGGUGCAAAUCCUGCGAUGGGUCUCCAACAGCAGCAACAGCAGAGAAAGACUCUGUUUACUCCUUAUCUUCCACAAGCCACUCUGCCGGCGUUGCUCAACGAUGGUCAGCUCGUUGCUGGUACACUUCGUGUCAACAAGAAGAAUCGGUCCGAUGCGUAUGUUACUACCAACGACUUGGACGCUGAUAUCUUCAUCUGUGGUAGCAAAGACCGCAACCGUGCUUUGGAGGGCGAUCUCGUUGCUAUCGAACUACUGGACGUGGACGAAGUGUGGGGUCAGAAACGCGAAAAAGAAGAGAAGAAGAAACGCAAGGACACCACCGAGAUGCGUCAUGAUCGCGGCAGCAAAAGUGACAACUCUGCCGUCGAGACGCCUUCCAUCGCACCUGAUGGCAGUAUUCGUCGUCGUGGCAGCUUGCGACAGCGUCCCACACAGAAGAAGAACGACGACGUCGAGGUCGAGGGACAGAGCUUACUGCUCAUGGAAGAGGAAGAGAUAAGCGACGAUCACAAGCCACUUUACGCCGGUCAUGUCGUUGCUGUCAUCGAGCGUGUCGCUGGCCAGAUGUUCUCUGGCACCCUUGGUCUGCUCAGACCGUCUAGCCAGGCCACGAAGGAGAAGCAAGAAGCCGAACGCGGUGCACGUGACGGCAAUGCCCAUGGCCGCACUGAGUCUCGCCAACAAGACAAGCCCAAGAUUGUCUGGUUCAAGCCGACUGACAAGCGUGUGCCGCUCAUUGCCAUUCCUACUGAGCAAGCUCCUCGCGACUUUGUGGACAAGCACCAAGAUUAUGCAAAUCGCAUCUUCGUUGCUUGUAUCAAGCGAUGGCCGAUCACCUCGUUGCAUCCGUUUGGUACGCUCGUUGAGCAACUUGGCGAGAUGGGCGAUCUCCGCGUCGAGACCGAUGCUCUGCUCCGCGACAACAACUUCGCUUCUGACGAGUUCUCCGAUGCCGUAACGAAGAGCGUCGGCUGGGAGGACUGGUCUCUCGAGAAGGAAGAUGAAGCAAGCUUGGGUGCACGUCGCGACCUCCGCGGAGAGCGUGUCUUCACCAUCGAUCCCACCGGCAGCAAGGAGCUGGAUGAUGCCAUCCACAUCAAACAGCUUGACAAUGGCAAGGUUGAGCUUGGUGUACACGUCACUGAUGUGGCUCACUUCAUCAAGGCGAAUUCUCUCGUUGACCGCGAGGCGAAGAAGCGUGGCACUGGCGUUUAUUUGAUGACCCGUGCUGUCAACAUGCUGCCGCCUAAGCUGACCUUUGACGUCUGCUCACUUACGCCUGGCCAGGGUCGCUUGACUGUCAGUGUCAUCAUGACAGUCGACGCCUCUACCGGCAAGAUCGAAGGCGAACCUUGGAUAGGACGAACUAUAAUCCAAAGCUCUGGCAAAGUCACGUACGACGAUGUUGAUGCCAUCGUUAAGGGCGCUGGCACUACUGAGCUCGAUAAGCCAACCUCGGACGCCGUGAAGACUCUGCACAAUGUUGCCACCAAAUUCCGCAUGGCUCGGUUCGGUAAUAGGUCGACUAACAUUCCUCCUCUCCGCCUUAUCUACCAGCUCGACGAUGAAAACGUUCCCGUGGAACAGAACAUCUUCAACUCGUCAGCAGCGCACGAAAUUCUUGAGGAGAUCAGCUGCAAAGCAAAUGCCUUCGUGGCGCAGAAGUUGUUCGCUGCGAUGCCCGACAAAGCAUUCCUCCGUCGCCAGUCUCCACCCAACCCGCGGCGCUUGGUGACAUUCGCCGAACGCAUGACCAAGGCUGGGCAAGAGAUUGAUGCCAACAGCUCUGGCACCUUACAGAACAGUCUCUUCAAGGUCUCCGACGUGGAUCUUCGCAAGGGCAUGGAGACCCUGCUGGUCAAGACCUUCCAGCGUGCGAAAUACUACAUUGGUUCCCAAGUGCCAGAAGAGGCCCGUCAGCACUACACCCUGAAUCUGCCUCUUUACACUCAUUUCACUGCGCCGACCCGUCGCUAUGCGGACAUCGUCGUUCAUCGCCAACUCGAGGCUGUCUUGUCUGACGGCGCGAUCGAGUUCACCGAGGACCUCGAGAACCUUGCAAAGACCGCAGAGCAAUGCAACAACAAGAAAGACUCUGCGCAAGCUGCCCAAGAGCAGAGCGUCCAUAUCGAAUCUUGCCGAAUGAUGGACAAGAAGAGUCAGGAAGUCGGCGGUGAUCUCAUCAGCGAAGGUAUCGUCAUCUCCGUCUACGAGUCAGCAUUCGAUGUGCUCAUACCCGAGUACGGCUUUGAAAAGCGUGUUCAUUGUGAUCAGCUUCCUCUGAAGAAGGCUGAGUAUCGCAAGGAUGAGCGUGUACUCGAGCUCUACUGGGAGAAGAAUAUCCCUUCCUCCGCAUAUGUUCCCGAAGACGAGCGCCCUCGUGGCGCAGCCAGCACCAAGGCUGCCACCGAUUCCGAGUCCGCACGCCAGCGUGCUAAGGAGCGCUACGAGGCUCAACGCAAGCAGACCGACACCAACACUGUGUCGAUCCAAGAGGCCGAAAGUCUUUUCGAUACCGAUGACGAGCUCGCUGAAGGCGUUGCAGGUGUAUCUCUCAACGCUAACGGUCGCCCUACUCAGAGCGUUCCUGGAUCUCCUGCUCGUAACGGCCUCUCCGAGCAAUCCCGAACGCAAUCUGAUUCCAAAAUCGCCAAGCACAGCGAUCUACCAGAAAGUCAGCUCACCGACAAACAGAAGUACUUGAAGUACUUCGACCUCCGAGAAACCGAUGGCGAGAGCAUUCAGGAUGUUCGGGAACUCACUCGCGUUCCAGUCAUCCUGGCUGUUGAUCUCACCAAGUCACCACCUUGUUUGACCAUUCGUUCAAUCAACCCGUACGCACUAUGA